CAGUCUGCUGGACACCUCCCAUGAGUCAGUUUGUCUUGUGUUUCAAAAGCAGCACCGUUAGUUUGCUUCCUCGUUUCCUGUGAGAAGGCUUCAUUUGUCUUGGACAGAACAUCUGCACUUCUUUAAUUAGACAUUAGAUUAAAUUCCAGUCCAAUCAUCUCUGAACAGGAAAAGUUUCCAAUAUGAGUGAGCCUCAGACAAUGGAGACAGAGGAGGACCUUCUGACUUGUCUCCAGGUUAAAUUUUUCCACCCUCAGCAGCAUGUCAAAGGUCUUUACAGCCUCCUCCGCCUGGGCCAGAGGACCAAACAUUCAGCCGAUGACCCUCUGAAGUUGGGUCGUGAUGCCCAGUCCUGCACCUUCGCCCUGGUGGACCCAAGGGUGUCCCGUAAACAGUUGUCCCUUCAGGCUUUCCGUACACCCCAAAGCCCUGAAAUGCUGUUCACCAUCCAGAACCUGAGCCAGAAAGGACGCCUGACUGUGAACGGCUGUGGGCUGGGCUACCUGGAGAGGAAGGAUCUCCCUGACAAAGCAUUGAUCCUGUUUGGAGAGUAUGAGAUUCUGAUCAUCCGGGAGUCUGGUGAGGCCAAAGGGAGCUUCGAGGUGGAGUUGGAGGUGCUGGCAGUGUCUCCGUCCAGGGAAAUGUGCUUGUGUGUGCCUAGUAUGACACCCAUCAUGGACACAGGCUUCUCUCCUAUGAACACCUUUUCAAACGAAGCGAGUUCAUGUGGCCCUUUGGAAACUGAUGAGACUGUAAUGUGUCAAUCAGGAUGAACAAGGACUGCUCCUCUGCUUUUUUUUUUACUUUCUAGCUGUUACAUUUGCAAAGUUAAAAACAUGAUAGAAUUUCCUAUUUGUAAUGUGAAAUCAAACCAUGCACUUAUGUAUCUGUACACAAUGAAAAACUGCGAUCUGCAUGCUUUUGAUCACCCUAUUUUUACUGUAAAUGCUGUUUGUUUCUACAUAUUUAAGUUUCAUUUGUAAUAUCUUUAUAGAAAAGUUGUUAAAUAAAGUCCAUCCAUGUGAAAACCUC
Molecule: messenger RNA, 1032 nt
Organism: Sphaeramia orbicularis (orbiculate cardinalfish)
Lineage: Eukaryota; Metazoa; Chordata; Actinopteri; Kurtiformes; Apogonidae
Gene: tifa
Product: TRAF interacting protein with forkhead associated domain
Exons: 2
Coding region: 183-773 (196 amino acids)
Biological process (GO): positive regulation of canonical NF-kappaB signal transduction
Molecular function (GO): protein binding
Source: RefSeq, a predicted model, not a curated record